Chondrus crispus (carragheen) is the source of this 1799-nucleotide messenger RNA. RefSeq lists its product as hypothetical. NCBI's taxonomy places the organism in Eukaryota, Rhodophyta, Florideophyceae, Gigartinales, Gigartinaceae. The record is from RefSeq and is a predicted model, not a curated record. The coding region runs from base 1 to 828 and encodes 275 amino acids. The transcript is spliced from 2 exons.
AUGGGGGAAUUGGUUCAGAUCCGUGCGUCAUCCAGAGGAGCCGUGCUAAGGAUCAAGACGGAUGAGAGUGAUUACUACCUUAAAUGCAGUACAUCCACGUCGAACGAUGCUGGAGUCACGUCAAUAAUGUCUAACGUUGUUCCUGAUCUUGUCGCCAAGCCGUUGUUCGCAGACGUAGAACGUCGUCAAAUGAUCCUUGUGGACCACGGCAACGAGACUGGCUUCUGUGGAUUGAAAGAUGAGGCGUGUAAGCAGGGCGUAAGAGAUCUGGCGUGUCUGCACCGCGCAAGCGCAAAGGUGUUGCCUGAUUUGUUGGAGGCCGGACUACCAUGUUAUUCACCGCUGUGGAUGCGUGAGAACUUGAACUCACUUUUUCAGUGUAAGGAGCUUUUGUCCGUGCUAGAAACGGAAGCAAGGCAGAAACUGUCGAGCAUCAAGGGGAAGCUGCAAGAUGAUCUGACGGAACUUAUUGAUUUGGAAAUGCCUACCUGUUUGAUACACAAUGACACGACCGACGGGAACCUAACCAGGAAGGGCGCCGAUGAGGGUCCAGGGGUCCGAUUUUUCGACUUUGACAGCUCUUUCGCAGGCCAUCCUUUGUUUGAUGUUGACUGGUGCAACCGGGAUACCCUAGAGCUCUAUGCACAGGAAAUGGACAUAGCAGACAUUGACGGAUUGCUUAGGUUGAUUAGGAAAGUGUUCUUCAAUCUUAGGCCGCUCGUGCGAGCAUAUAGAUACUUGGAUAUGGUUAGGGAAGCGGAAGACGGUGCUCCCCGGGAAGACGCCCUUCACUGGCUAGAGGACAGUGUUCGUUCCUUGCUGCCGUGACCGAGGAAGGAAAUGGUGACCGCAUUUUUUGGGCUGAGUUGACGUGUACGACGGUGUAGUCUCAAACUACACCGUCGUAGACUACUAGUCUGGGGCGAGCCGCUCUGCACGUGGCAUCAGCUGUAUGCGCUUUAUAAUGAGUACAAAAGAAGGUGCGAAAGUUUUGGCGGGAGCAUCAUCGUCAGAACGACAGUAGAGGAGCCAUGAAAGUCUUCAUAGCUGGGUGAUGCAUGCAAAACAAGAACUGAGUUGUUGUUUUGGAUGCAUCACCCGGCUUUAUGAAACGCUAGUCCAUCUUCUGACAACGAGACGUACGCACACUGCACUGCGGUUGCCGCAUUCGUACCAGGCAGAGCACAAGGAGGGGGCUCGUUGACUGGACACACGGACAGGGGGCACAGUGUUGGCAUCAGUGCGGACGGAAGACAUGUGAUCUUUGCAUCCUGGGACGAGAAUGUGAGGGUGUGGAACGUGGACAGAGGGAUCAAACUUGGUAGCGAGUGGACAGAGGACUGGCAAGACAUCACGGUCCAAAUUCUGCGGACCGCAGACAUGGGCACUGUCUCCUAUACAGGACAAGCAUCGCAAAUAACUCUACGCAAGGGAAGAGUUGUGCGAGGCGAGAGGACGGGUCUGAGGCUGUCCUGGCUCAAUUGGAGACUACAGUAGACUCACUGAUAUGGCACGAUCAUGCAGUGGUAGUUGCAGCGGUAGCUAAUCUGGUUGUUUGCAUGAAGGUAGUGGUCUAAACGACCACACGAGAAGCCAUAGACGCUUGCCACCCCAGGCAUUCGUGACGUGUUGUAAUGGUGCGUCAUAGUAGUUGGGAGAGAGGGAGGGAGUUCAUUUUGAUGUCACGAAAGCUUGAGAGUCUUGUUUUAUGGACGUUGCCAGUCCAUGUCUUUGUGUGCAUGAUCUAUCAACCAGCUUCCCCUCAUCUCACAGUAAACAACUCUGGGAGUGGGAGCGGA